Molecule: messenger RNA, 414 nt
Organism: Blepharisma stoltei
Lineage: Eukaryota; Ciliophora; Heterotrichea; Heterotrichida; Blepharismidae
Source: the annotation of a GenBank genome assembly
AUGGGAGAAAAGCUUGAACCGAUAAUAAAAUCAGCGAUCUCUGCAAAUCUUCCAGCAGGGUGAAUUUAUCAUUAUUUGCAGCCAAUAAUAGUCAUUUCUACUACGCAGCAUCUCCCAAAAUUGAGUCUUGUUAGAGCUUUUUAUGAAAAUUUUGAAAAUCAAAACACAUUUGUGCAUGAUGAUUACAAUUUUUUACUUGUUUUUAAAGGCAGCUCACUUCAGUACUGGAAAAGCUCAAACGAAGCAAUUUUAACGACAAAAUUAUUUUGCAAAGGAUUUAUUUAUACUUUUAUGUUGUAUUUUAAAAUAAAUGAAGAUUUAACAGAACAAAAUACAGCUUUAUAUAAUGAUUAUGAUUUAGCAACAAAAGUCUUGGGUCAAAUUUAUUUUAAAUUAAAAAAUACGAAGUUUUAG